Messenger RNA from Odocoileus virginianus texanus, 1077 nucleotides. The record is from RefSeq and is a predicted model, not a curated record. Lineage: Eukaryota; Metazoa; Chordata; Mammalia; Artiodactyla; Cervidae.
AUGUCUAAGCUAGAUAUUAAAGACAAUGCCUCAGUUAUCUGUGUUCACGAGAAAUCAGGAAGUGAUGGCCUGGACCCCAAGGACCUGAGGGGUAAGCCUCAGUUAAGAUGUGCGAGCAGUGCACUGCGCUCGCCAAGGGCAUGGUCCCCAAAGCCAGGAUCNGGCCUCAACUCCAGUCGCCAGGGCCCGGCGCUGCGAGGCAGCCGGCACCCGCAGGCCCGGGGCCGCGAACCCACGGCGGAGAGAAGGAGCAGGACCCGAGGUCCCAUCGGCCCUGGCAAGUAUGGUUAUGGGAAGGCCCCGUACAUCUUGCCAUUGCAGACGGAUUCUGCACACCCACCCCAGAGGCUUCGGCGGCAGAAGCCCUCACCCCGGAAUUCCAGGUCCCAGGGGGCCGCUGGCUCUAGCCAUAGCUACCACCCUUCAGCUCAGCAGGCCCCCCAGCAUGGACCUCUGUACCAGAGUGACAGUGGCCCGCAUUCUGGACUGCAAGCCUCAGAGGGCUCUGUCUACCAGCUGCCUUUGACCCGUGACCAAGGCUUCCCUGCAUCCUCCAGUCUCUUCCACAGCCAGGAAGCAAGCAGCAGCCCUGGGCUGGGGGCCCCCAGGGCAGCUCAGAGCUUCUCCCAGCCCACCAGAUCUACAGCCAUCUCCUGCAUCGGGGCCUAUCGGCAGUACAAGCUGUGCAACACGAACGUGUGUCCAGAAAGCAGUAGAAGUAUCUGGGAGGUACAAUGUGCAUCCUACAACAACAAGCCGUUCAUGGGCCGUUUUUAUGAAUGGGAACCAUUUGCAGAAGUCAAGGGCAACCGGAAGUGUGAGCUGAACUGCCAGGCGAUGGGCUACCGCUUCUAUGUGCGGCAAGCUGAGAAGGUCAUUGAUGGCACCCCCUGCGACCAGAAUGGCACGGCCAUCUGUGUGUCCGGGCAGUGCAAGGUAAGUGCCCCGGACUGGGGUAUCUGCUGUAGGUCUCGGGGUGUUUGGUCUGUUCCUGCCAACUGCGCUGUUUGCCAGGCUGUGGUAUGCUUCCUCCCCAUCACCUGUGGUCCACCCCCCCACCCCCACUCUGAACCAUGA